AAGGCGACCGCGCGCCUGCGCGUUGCAGCCGCUGGGCCGCGCGCGGGGCCGGAAGUGGGGCGAGCGGCGGCGGCCGCCGCCAUGAGCUUCCUCAUCGACUCCAGCAUUAUGGUCACCUCCCAGGUGCUGUUCUUUGGAUUUGGGUGGCUAUUCUUCAUGCGUAAGCUCUUCAAGGAUUAUGAGGUGCGACAGUAUGUGGUCCAGGUGAUCUUCUCUGUGACUUUUGCAUUCUCUUGUACCAUGUUUGAACUCAUCAUCUUUGAGAUUUUGGGAGUGCUGAACAGCAGCUCUCGGUAUUUUCACUGGAAGCUGAACCUGUGUGUCAUUUUGCUCAUCCUAGUCUUUAUGGUACCCUUCUACAUUGGUUACUUUGUUGUGAGCAAUAUCAGAUUAUUGCACAGACAGAAACUGCUUUUUGCGUGUGUUCUCUGGUUGACAUUCAUGUAUUUCUUCUGGAAGUUGGGGGAUCCAUUUCCUAUCCUCAGCCCAAAACAUGGAAUCCUGUCUAUAGAACAGCUCAUCAGCCGCGUGGGUGUGAUUGGGGUGACACUCAUGGCUUUGCUGUCAGGAUUUGGGGCUGUCAACUGUCCAUACACUUACAUGUCCUACUUUCUAAGGAAUGUGACAGAUGCAGAUAUUCUGGCUUUGGAGCGACGACUCCUUCAGACUAUGGACAUGAUUGUUAGCAAGAAAAAAAGGAUAGCAGUGGCUCAUCGGACAAUGUUCCAGAGAGGAGAAGUGCAUAACAAACCCACGGGCUUCUGGGGAAUGAUAAAAAGUGUUACAACAUCUGUUGCAGGGAGUGAAAACCUGUCCCUUAUCCAGCAAGAAGUGGAUGCCCUAGAAGAGCUGAGUCGGCAGCUUUUUCUGGAAACUGCUGACUUGCAUGCAACAAAGGAGAGAAUAGAGUACUCAAAAACUUUCCAGGGAAAAUACUUUAAUUUUUUGGGUUAUUUUUUCUCCAUCUAUUGUGUCUGGAAAAUCUUCAUGGCAACCAUCAAUAUUGUAUUUGACCGUGUGGGGAAGACUGAUCCAGUCACAAGAGGAAUUGAGAUCACUGUAAAUUAUCUGGGAAUCCAGUUUGAUGUGAAAUUCUGGUCUCAGCACAUUUCCUUUAUUCUUGUUGGAAUAAUCAUUGUUACCUCUAUCAGAGGAUUGUUAAUCACACUUACAAAGUUCUUCUAUGCCAUUUCCAGCAGCAAGUCCUCCAAUGUUAUUGUUCUGCUUUUAGCACAGAUAAUGGGUAUGUACUUUGUGUCAUCAGUGCUCCUGAUCCGUAUGAGUAUGCCUCUAGAGUACCGCACUAUUAUUACAGAAGUCCUGGGAGAGCUCCAGUUCAACUUCUAUCAUCGUUGGUUUGAUGUGAUAUUCCUAGUUAGUGCACUGUCCAGUAUCCUUUUUCUCUAUUUAGCACACAAACAAGCCCCAGAAAAGCAUAUGGCCCUGUAAGGACGGACUACAGUCACACACUGCUCUCUGUCCUUUCAACUGCACUGCUGCAACUCCUGUGGACUGCAAAACUCGAAGACAGCCAGGACUAUUCUGUGUGUUCCAGCAGUGUAACUGGCUCUUUGAACUUCCACACAUGUCAUCAUCAAGCUCUGUGGCUCAUUUUGUUAAAGUGCCACAGCUUGAAGGAAAGGGGAUGCACGUAUUGAAUGUGAGAUAGUUCAUUGCCAAGUUAUAAGGUCACUCCUUGGCACACCAAUACGUAGGGGCAUUGGAACUUGCGUAGUAGGCUGUCUGAGGUAAGACGUCUUACUUUUAGAAGAGAAGGCACCAAGAAAAUGUGAUUUGUCUGUUGAAAAUCAACUCAUAAUUGGGAUUCAGAGGAUGGCAAUUCUGGAGUUGAACGUUUGAGUCUGUGGAAUUAAAUAAGCUUUUGUAAUAUUC
Messenger RNA from Harpia harpyja (harpy eagle), 1893 nucleotides. It is a transcript of the gene GPR89B, whose product is annotated as G protein-coupled receptor 89B. The transcript has 14 exons. NCBI's taxonomy places the organism in Eukaryota, Metazoa, Chordata, Aves, Accipitriformes, Accipitridae. The record is from RefSeq and is a predicted model, not a curated record. Gene Ontology annotation, biological process: intracellular pH reduction. Gene Ontology annotation, cellular component: Golgi cisterna membrane. The coding region runs from base 82 to 1449 and encodes 455 amino acids. Gene Ontology annotation, molecular function: voltage-gated monoatomic anion channel activity.